Messenger RNA from Zasmidium cellare ATCC 36951, 435 nucleotides. RefSeq lists its product as uncharacterized. NCBI's taxonomy places the organism in Eukaryota, Fungi, Ascomycota, Dothideomycetes, Mycosphaerellales, Mycosphaerellaceae. The transcript has a single exon. Bases 1 to 435 code for a protein of 144 amino acids. The record is from RefSeq and is a predicted model, not a curated record.
AUGUCGUCUUCAGAACCCUCCUCGGCUAGCCCGUCACCGACUUUGGAAGGCACGAGAUUCCCACAACUCUCACCGCCCGCAUAUGCCCUUCCUCAACCCGCUGCUCCACGCGCACGUACAAGGUCUUCAAGACCAUCGAUUGCGCCGAUUCCAGAGGACGAUUCGCUGGAGGAAUUUGAGGCUCCGUCGCCAAGCGAGGAACGCAAGCUGUACACAAUCAACCAUGAAAUCAAGACGACGUUGACAGAUCUGCUCAACUGCGACGCUGUGAGGAACGAUACCAAGAUGCGAUUGUGGAUUCAAACGAGGUUGAUGGAUGCUGAGAGGGAGCUCAAGCGACAGAGGAGAUGUCGUCAACGCAUGGCGUCGUUGCCGACGCCGACGAUUGUUUUGACACCAUCUGACGUUGAUGACGAUCGACGUGGGAGUGUUUGA